UAGGUUAUAUCGUUGAUCUCGUCUUUGCUCGCAUAUCGCCCUACGUCAAUCUGAAUUUGACGAGCUGAGUAAUUGCAUCGUAAGUUAAAGACAUGGCGAUACUGAGAUUCUACAAAAUUCCCGGCCUUCAGUCAGGGCAACGAAACAACAAACUGAACAUCCUGAAAGAAAUCUCAAGUUCGGUUCAUGACUUGGAAACUGAAACUUGCUACAACAUUGAACUUACACAGGAGCUUAGUCAGGAUGAGAUUUUCAGACUAAAAUGGAUUUUGGGCUCUCCUUUUUGGCCAGAUAACCUAUGGAGUACCUCUACCUUGAUCCAGGAUCCUCAGACUCUACUUAUAGAAAUUGGCCCUAGGCUGAAUUUCUCCACUGCGUUUUCAAGCAAUGCUGUAUCGAUAUGCAAAUCAGUUCAGCUGAGCAAAGUGAGAAGAUUAGAAGUUUCGACGAGAUAUCUUGUUAAGCUUACAUCAAUGCUAAAUGAAGAAACAGUGUCUGCAAUAGUUGAUGCGAUGCACGAUAAAAUGACUGAGUGCAGGUACCUGAAACCAAUAGAAACAUUUGAUCACGGUAUCAAGCCAAAAGACUGGUAUGAGGUUGAUAUUCUCAAGUUUGGGAGAAAAGCUUUAGAGGACGUGAACUCAGAGCUGGGUUUGGCUUUUGACGACUGGGAUUUGGACUUCUAUGCAGAUCUGUUUGGUUCUAAGUUGAAACGUAAUCCAACAAGCGUAGAGUGCUUCGACCUUGCACAAUCUAACAGUGAGCACAGUCGCCAUUGGUUUUUCAAAGGCGAGAUGGUGGUGGAUGGUGAAAUGCAGAAAGAGUCUCUGAUCGACAUGAUUAUCGACACGCAGAAUUACUCAAACUCAAAUAACGUCAUCAAAUUCAGUGAUAAUAGUAGCGCAAUCAAGGGUUUCAACUUACGUACCCUUCGCCCAGAUAAAACCCAUGAGGCUAGCCCUUUCCGUGUUGACGACGUUAACCAGCACAUAAUAUUCACUGCCGAAACACAUAAUUUUCCAACUGGCGUUGCUCCGUUUAGCGGGGCCACAACUGGUACUGGAGGACGAUUGCGAGAUAUUCAAGGUGUUGGGAGAGGCGGGUAUUAUAUUGCGGGUACCGCAGGAUAUUGUGUUGGAAAUCUUCACAUUCCAGGCUAUGAUUUGCCUUGGGAAGAAAAGGAUGUCUUGUAUCCUGGGAAUUUUGCUCGCCCAUUGGAAAUUAUAAUAGAAGCUAGUAACGGCGCUUCUGAUUAUGGUAAUAAAUUUGGAGAACCAGUAAUAUCUGGGUUUGCCCGUUCAUUUGGGCUAGUUGAGGCUGAGGGUGGUCGUCGAGAAUGGAUUAAGCCUAUCAUGUUUAGCGGUGGGUUGGGUUCUAUGGAAGCUAACAUGACGAAGAAAUUGCCACCUGCAAAAGGGAUGCAAGUUAUUAAAAUUGGAGGCCCCGUAUACAGAAUUGGUGUUGGAGGUGGAUCCGCAAGCUCUGUUGAGGUCCAGGGUGACAACAAGUCAGAAUUGGACUUUGGUGCAGUACAACGAGGAGAUGCAGAGAUGGAGCAAAAGCUGAAUCGCCUUGUACGGGCCUGUAUGGAAAUGGGAAACAAUAAUCCAAUAUUGAGCAUACACGAUCAAGGAGCUGGAGGAAACGGAAAUGUAUUAAAGGAAUUGGUAGAACCAGCAGGCGCUGUAAUAUUUUCUAAGAAAUUUGAUCUAGGAGAUCCAAGCAUAAGUACUCUUGAAUUGUGGGGUGCAGAGUAUCAGGAAAAUGAUGCUAUAUUAUGCAAACCAGAAGACGUUAGUUUGUUGAAAAAAAUUGCGACACGUGAACGGUGUCCUAUUAAUUUUGUUGGUACAGUUACCGGAACUGGUAAAAUAGUACUAUCAGAGGAAGACAACUGCGACGCAUCAAAAUAUCUCAACGGGGAGGUAAAUGAAAAUGUUAGGCAUCCUGUGGAUCUGGAACUCGAGCUUGUAUUGGGCAAAAUGCCAAAGAAGAUGUUCAAUCUUAACAAACACCAAGUAACUUCUAUGCCAAUCACUUUACCUGUUGGCUUGAGUAUCGAAGCUGCAUUGGAUCGAGUCUUAAGAUUACCCUCCGUUGCAAGUAAACGGUAUUUGACCAAUAAAGUUGAUCGUUGCGUAACUGGUUUGAUUGCGCAACAGCAGUGCGUAGGUCCACUACACACCCCUCUAGCUGAUGUGGCUGUUACAGCACUUUCACAUUUCUCCACAGUCGGCUCUGCAACAGCCAUAGGAGAACAGCCAAUAAAAGGCCUCGUUGAUGCAGCUGCUGGUGCAAGAAUGACAGUUGCCGAAUCUCUGACUAAUCUUGUAUUUGCUCGCAUAUCAGAACUUGCAGAUGUUAAAUGCAGUGGUAAUUGGAUGUGGGCUGCCAAGUUGCCUGGCGAAGGUGCAGCGCUAUAUGAAGCCUGUGUUGCUAUGUGCUCUAUAAUGAAGGAAUUGGGGAUAGCUGUUGAUGGGGGUAAAGAUUCUCUGAGCAUGGCUGCGCGAAUCGGAAAAGACGUAGUCAAGGCACCAGGAACACUAGUUGUUUCAUCCUACGCACCAUGUCCUGACAUAAGACAGGUUAUUACUCCUGACUUAAAGGGUCCAUCUAUUAAAAUAAACGGAGCCCUAGUUUUUGUAGAUUUAUCUGCUGGAAAGAGUCGUAUAGGCGGCACAGCUUUAGCUCAAGUUUAUAAACAAAUUGGUAACAGCUGCCCAGAUUUCGAAGAUGCGGUAACUUUCAAGAAUGCAUUUAAUGCCAUACAGAAUUUAAUAAAAGAUCGCAAGCUCAUGUCAGGUCACGAUGUAAGUGAUGGUGGUUUAAUUACUUGUUUAUUGGAGAUGAGUUUCGCUGGAAUAUCUGGUAUAGACGUAAAUAUCAAUCACAAAUCAGGCUCCCCGAUUGAUGUUCUAUUUUCUGAGGAGCUGGGCUGGAUUUUGGAAGUUGAUCCCAUAAAUGUUGAUCAUGUUAUGAAAGUUUUCAAACGCGAUAAUGUUCCAGCUUAUAUUAUCGGAAACUCAAAGGAUUUCGGCCUACAAUCGAAAGUAUCUGUAUCAGUCAACGAUAAUAUUGUACUCAGUUCAUCGGUAUUUCCUCUUAUGGAAAUUUGGGAGGAAACAAGUUAUAGAUUGGAACUACGACAAACUAACAUAGCUUGUGCUGAAGAAGAAUUUCUCAGGCUUUCGAUGAGGAGUUCACCGGCUUACAAACUCACAUUCGACUCUGCAGUUAGUCCAAUUAUUACUCAAAAGCAUAUGGCAUCUCCGUUUAAAGUUGCUGUGAUACGCGAAGAAGGCUCAAACGGGGACCGAGAAAUGUCCGCGUCUCUGAUACAAGCUGGUUUCGAAGUUUGGGAUGUGGUCAUGCAAGACCUUUUGAAUAAUCAGCUAACACUGGACACAUUCAGAGGUGUCAUAUUCCCGGGUGGUUUCAGUUAUGCUGACGUGCUUGGGUCGGCUAAAGGCUGGGCAGCAAGCCUUUUGUUCCAUCCUACUCUAAAGACACAACUACAAAAAUUUGUUGAGCGCAAAAAUACUUUCAGUUUAGGUGUAUGCAAUGGAUGUCAACUAAUGAGCUUGCUAGGAUGGAUAGGCUGUCUAGAAAAUGAUGAUGGAAUCCCAGACGUUGUAUUGGAUCACAACAACUCUGAAAGGUUUGAGUGCCGAUGGAGUACAGUAAAAAUUGAAAAUUCUCCAUCCAUCAUGUUGCAAGGAAUGGAAGGCAGUGUGUUUGGAGUUUGGGUAGCUCACGGCGAGGGAAGGUUCACAUUCCGAAAUCAACAAAUUUUCAGAAAAUUAAAGGAACAUAAAUGUGUAGCUAUCAGGUACACGGAUGAUCAAGGUAUCGCCACUGAACAAUAUCCACAAAAUCCGAAUGGCAGUAUUGAGGGAAUAGCUGGAGUCUGUUCGCUCAAUGGAAGGCAUUUAGCUAUGAUGCCUCAUCCAGAGAGGUGCACUCAAAUGUGGCAAUGGCCAUGGGCUCCAGUCUCCUGGAUGCAGAAGCAAUCACCGUGGAAACGUAUUUUUCAAAAUGCCUAUGCUUGGUGUCAGUCGGUCUAAAUUGAUACUAGGUAUGUUAUCUUGCAAUUAGAGGAGUAAGAUCUGUGUAUAUUAUUGAUAGGGCUGUUUGUAGACCAAAUUUUCGUUAUCAAGACUCGAAUACAUUAUUUCUUUUUCGUGCAACUUAAUAAGUAGCAAUGAAACAGUUAAUAAAUGCUGGCAGUUCUAUUGAAAUAUGUAUUAUCUCCACUUUAAAAACCUGCUGAUAAAUGAGGUAAGAAUAUAUGGUAUACUGAGUAUAAAAUAGUUUAAAUCUAUUGACCAACUUAGAGUGAAUAAUAAGUGUGCGAAUUUCAUAAAUAUAUAAUUUCGUUUGAUUCAA
This is a messenger RNA of Neodiprion virginianus, 4386 nucleotides long. RefSeq names its product phosphoribosylformylglycinamidine synthase (gene Pfas). The record is from RefSeq and is a predicted model, not a curated record. NCBI's taxonomy places the organism in Eukaryota, Metazoa, Arthropoda, Insecta, Hymenoptera, Diprionidae. Gene Ontology annotation, molecular function: phosphoribosylformylglycinamidine synthase activity. Bases 93 to 4064 code for a protein of 1323 amino acids. Gene Ontology annotation, biological process: 'de novo' IMP biosynthetic process. The transcript is spliced from 20 exons.